Monascus purpureus is the source of this 1206-nucleotide messenger RNA. The record is from the annotation of a GenBank genome assembly. Lineage: Eukaryota; Fungi; Ascomycota; Eurotiomycetes; Eurotiales; Aspergillaceae.
AUGGGCCUCCUUCUGCAGGAAUUCGAGCCCACUCACGCUCUAGACAAAAACGGUAUCAGCACAAACAUCUGGAUGAAGAAGUUGCAGUAUCGCCGCAGCGCAGAAGUAGACACCGGCGAGGAGAAAGAAGCUACCACCUUCCUCGCUGAUAUCCGAUUCCACCGAUCCCUCUGGCUCCCUCCGGAUCCCCGACAGGGCCGUUUCGACGCGCUGCGUGUCACGUACUCCGACCUUGGCUGCGAGGAUGGGCCUGCCAUUAUCUGGUGCGGGGGGUUAUUCGGGAGCCGGUACACGCUUGCUGAGAGCGAUGAGUUGGCGAAACAGAAGGGUGUCAGAGUGAUCUCGCCUGAUAAACCGGGUAUUGGGGGCACGAUGGGGGUUGAGAUCGAGGAUAAGGUGAAGACGUGGUUGGGUCUGUUCAUACACCAGACACUGCGGUCUCAGUGGAAUAUCCUGUUUACUGACGGUAUGAACAACGGGUUAGACAUCGUCCAGGCCAUCCUCAAAACCCUCUCUAUAACUCACAUCUCCCUGAUCGGUCACAGCUCGGGCGUCAUCUACUCCCUGGAUCCAUCCCGCGCACUCGAGGACCCUGACCUCCGCCACGGGCAACCUGCUGCCGAACCGAGUGAUCAACUACUGGUACGAUGCAAGCUAUAUCAUCUCCCGCUCUACGUAUCCCAUGCUAGGACCCAGCACGGCUCGACCGGCCUCGAUAGCAAAACGGAGCACUCGCGAGCCGUGUCGGAGAAGAUCCUCGUGUACGCGCUGAAGGAAAAUGUAUCCGGAAUAGCACAGGAGGCUCAAUUCUGCCUGAAGCGCGGGGAUGAUGGGAUCUGGGGGGAAAUAAAGAGUUAUGAGCAGUUUGUCCAUUUACUCAAGGAGAGAGAGCAGGGAUACCAGCAGAAGCAGCAGUCACAAGGGAAACACGACGUAAAUAAGCUAAACGUGGACACCUUCUUCGCCGAGUCGGAUCAGACAUCGGGGCGUCACGGCGGCAAAUACUUCGACAAUGCUUGGAGGAAGGUCUUCCAGGGAGAUGACAGGGUAGACGAUGAAUGCGUUGUCUACGGCAGUUCGAUGGUUCCCGGUACGACGCAUGAAACGAUCAUGAGGCCGGAGUCUGGGGUUCUGGGGUAUAUUUUUGAGAAGGUCAAGAGGGCGAGGUCUCCUUCUUCUGCGCCUCAUCCUCAGCCUUAUCGCUGA